GAAAGGGAUCAGCUCUGUCCUGGUUUUAGGGGGUCUUCGCUCCAUUCACGAGGGACGUGCAGAAUUGUCUCCAGAAAAAUUCUCCACAAUCCGUUCUCCUAAAAGGAGACACUACUUGCACCGAAUUUGCAUUUCGAAGAACUUCCAGCAGCCUUGGAUAUUUUUUCCUUGGAUCUUUAAAUUUCUCAGGAACAUGGCUCACAAAGCACAAGCCCUUCAGGAGAGUGAUAUUCAUCACGUGAGGUGUCACAGCCUGGAAAGCUUUCACUAAACGCAAGGAUUGCUGCUAGCGCCUUUCUCUUUUUUGACGGUUCUCAUCAUCCGUACCUAUGGCUGGAAUAUAUAGCUCUGCCCUGAAGACCUUGGAGGACCUUACGUUGGACUCGGGAUAUGGGGCAGAGGACUCCUGCAGGUCUCUCAGCCUCUCGUCCUCCAAAUCCAACUCCCAGCCUCUGGCAUCAUCUUCUCAACACCGUGGGAACUGGUGGUAUUAUUCGGGGUCCAUGAAUAGCCGAAACAGCAGCUGGGACACCAUGAACACCGCACUUACAGAGGACCCUGACGUGGUGGAUAUGUUCUCCAGGUGCCACCGGCUACCUGAUCUAGAAGAUUUUCCAUGGACAGAGGAGGAUAUUGGAAAGCUGCUCAGAACAGGUAAAGGAGAUGGCGGCAUUAAGUGGGAAUUUUCCCAAGAUGCGGUGAGGAGAAUGUCGGUUCUGCUGAGGCGGCCUCUCAUAAGGAUAUCAAGGGAAGCGCAACGUUUGAGCGUUCUUCACGCAAAGUGCACACGCUAUGAGAUCCAGAGCGCCAUGAAACUUAUUCUAAGCUGGGCUCUGUCCCAGAGCUGCACACUGGCCACGGUUCGGGCUCUGUCUCUUUACAGCAUGAGCGCCGGCGAUGGACUGCGCCAAGGGAAGUCUGCUCGUUGCGGACUCUCCAUGUCUGUUGGUAGAUUCUUCAGGUGGAUGGUGGACACUAGAAUAUCGGUGCGGAUCCACGAGUAUGCAGCUAUUUGCUUGACAGCUUGCAUGGAGAACUUAUUGGAAGAAAUAAGAGCCCGUGUUCUAGCGAGUCAAGGGACGGUUGGGGCAGAGAUAUCUCUUGAUGCCCUGGAAAUGGCAAUCAACAAUGACGCUGAACUAUGGGGAGUCCUUCAGCCCUAUGAGCACUUAAUCUGUGGGAAGAACGCCAAUGGGGUCCUCUCGCUGCCUCCAUACUUCAGUCCAUACAAAGACAAUUCUCUCCAGCGAGAUGACGCCACCGAUGCCUACACGCACCUUGAACUACGCACUUUGGAGCAGUCGCUGCUCGCCACCUGUGUCGGGAGCAUCUCGGAGCUGAGUGACCUGGUUUCCCGUGCCAUGCAUCAUAUGCAGUGUCUGAACACCCCCAGGCCUGGCAUGAGUCCUGCACGGCAAACUCGCCACCCACAGCAGCACAUCACCUGGUCUCCGGACUCGCUGCACACGUUGUACUAUUUCCUGCGCUGCUCUCAGAUGGAAUCCAUGGAAAAUCCCAACUUGGACCCACCUAGAAUGUCGCUGCACAAUGAGAGGCCGUUCAUCUUGCUGCCCCCGUUGAUGGAGUGGAUGCGUGUGGCCAUCACAUAUGCAGAACACCGCCGCAGCCUGACCGUAGAUGCUGAUGACAUCAGACAGACGGCGCGGUUACUCCUCCCGGGACUGGACUGUGAACCGCGGCAGCUGAAGCCAGAAUGUUGUGUCAGCUCCCUCAGACGUCUCGAUGCCGCAGCCGCCACAGAACGUUUCCAGCAGGACUUGGGCUUCCGAAUGCUGAACUGUGGGCGCACAGACCUCAUCCCCCAGGCCGUGCGAGCAUUGGGGCCGGAAGGCAUUAACACUAUGGAUGAUCAGGGUUUGACCCCACUGAUGUACGCCUGCGCUGCCGGAGAUGAGGCCAUGGUGCAAAUGCUGAUCGAAGCUGGAGCAGAUCUGGAUGUCGCUGUUCCAAACAUUUCCCCUCGACACCCAUCUGUGCACCCGGACACCCGCCACUGGACCGCAUUAACCUUCGCCGUCCUCCAUGGUCACAUCUCCGUUGUGCAGUUGCUUCUAGAUGCUGGCGCACACGUGGAGGGUUCAGCCGUCAACAGCAGCGAAGACAACUAUGCAGAAACCCCCCUACAGCUGGCGUCCGCUGCAGGUAACUACGAACUGGUCAGUUUGCUUUUAGACCGAGGAGCUGACCCUCUAUUGAAUAUGAUGGAAGCCGGUCGAGUGUCCUCGUCACUUCAUGAAGACAUGAACUGCUUUAGCCAUUCAGCUGCCCAUGGGCACAGGAAUGUCUUGAGAAAGCUGCUGACUCAGCCUCAGCUCUGCCCUGGAGAUGUCCUUUCUCUAGAAGAGAUACUGGCAGAGGGGGUUGAGAGUGAUACCUCCAGCACUGGAAGCUUCGAUCAGGGUCCCGUCCGGUUGUGUAAGACCAGGAUGAAAGCGUUGCAGGAGGCAACAUACUACAGCGCAGAACAUGGCUACCUAGAUAUCACCGUAGAGCUCCACGGCCUCGGGGUGCCCUGGAAGCUGCACGUAUGGAUCGAAUCUCUGCAGACGGCCUUCAAUCAUUCACACCACUCUGUAAUGGAGAAUCUACUACGUGAAUUCUGCACCAUAAGAGAGGAGGAUUAUAACGAGGAGCUGAUUACAGAGGGGCUGACGCUUCUCUUUAACAUCUUCAAGACCACUAAAAGUGAUGCAGUCACCCAACAAGUGGCCUCCAUCUUUUCACACUGCUAUGGAGACAGUCCAGUGCCCAAAAUCCCAGAGAUACAGAAGACCCUUUCUGCACGUCUAGACCCUCAUUUCCUGAACAACAAGGAGAUGUCGGAUGUGAUAUUCAUCAUAGAAGGGAAGCUUUUCUAUGCCCACAAGGUUCUUCUGGUCACUGCCUCAAACAGGUUUAAAUCCCUGAUGACCAAUGCGAGUGACCAGGACGAUUCAUGUGUCACCACCAUUGAAAUCACAGACGUAAAAUACAGUGUAUUCCAGAUGAUGAUGCAGUAUUUGUACUAUGGAGGCACAGAGACGAUAAAAGUCCCCAUCGAAUCUAUUCUGGAGCUCCUCUCUGCAGCCAGCCAUUUCCAGCUGGAGGCCCUGCAACGACACUGCGAGAUCAUCAGCUCCCAGAACAUCGACCAAGAGAACUGCGUCAGCAUCUACAAAUACGCCAAGAUUCACAAUGCACCAGAGCUGGCUCUAUACUGCGAGGGCGUCUUCCUACAAAACAUGAGGUCUCUCCUGGAGCUGGAAUCCUUUAAGCAGCUGAUCUACGGACGUAACAGCAAAGUGCAAGGGCUGGAUCCCCUGACGGACUUGAAAAACACAUUGACCAAUCGCAUUAAAGACGUUUAUAUCUCUUGCCGAGUGUGAGUGAGCCGGCUGUAGGCUGAGGUGUGUGUGUAUAUAAAGGCAGACGAAUGCCACACAGUGAUUCUUGCAAUGUGACAAUGGGCCGAUGUAUGUGGGCGAUGUAGAAUACAGGACUGUAUGUAAGUAUAUGUAGAUAGACACUAACUAUGGAGGCACCCGCCCUCAAUCAGCAGCUUUCCCCCUGAUGAUAACCACAGCUGGUCCUUUUGAUGAUCCAGUGGCUUCACCAUUGGUAAGCCUUUACUGGCACAGUCAUUCGCACCUUAUAGAUUACCUAACAGUUACUUUCAUGGAGUGAUUUCACUUGUGUAAUCCGGACAGGUAGAAUUCCAUCUCAUCUCUGAA
Molecule: messenger RNA, 3731 nt
Organism: Bufo bufo (common toad)
Lineage: Eukaryota; Metazoa; Chordata; Amphibia; Anura; Bufonidae
Gene: ABTB2
Product: ankyrin repeat and BTB domain containing 2
Exons: 17
Coding region: 330-3386 (1018 amino acids)
Molecular function (GO): protein heterodimerization activity
Source: RefSeq, a predicted model, not a curated record